This is a messenger RNA of Cryptococcus deneoformans JEC21, 2361 nucleotides long. RefSeq names its product expressed protein. The record is from RefSeq and is a predicted model, not a curated record. The transcript is spliced from 6 exons. Lineage: Eukaryota; Fungi; Basidiomycota; Tremellomycetes; Tremellales; Cryptococcaceae. The coding region runs from base 1048 to 2274 and encodes 408 amino acids.
UUUCAAUGAUUACCUCCGAAAUUUCCCUUGCCAGUAAUCUUGGCGACCUCUACCUGCUGUUGAGGUACCGGUGCAGGACAACCCCGACAGCUGGACUGAAGCGGCAAAGGCCGCCAAGCCUCUUCUCUUCUUCUCAUCAUGGUCGGGUGGGACCUUUUCCCUUCAAACCCAAUUUUUCGCCCUAAUUCGGCUCACAAUUUCUCAUCGAAUCAAGAGGCUGGACUCCAUUGCAAUACGUGCAUUUCUUUUAAACAGAGAGUUGCAUGCAAUUUGCAGAAGUGUUGCAGCUUGCAGAUCUCUCGAAAAAAACGCGGCGUUAUCGCACCAUCAUGAUCUCUCACACAAGGCAUGAGACAUAGCAACCACUGCUGGGCUCAUCAUCAAAAUUGUAAAGUGCAUGUGUUCUAUCCGGGGCGUCCGCUUUCCUGCUGCUUUCCUACUAACAUAUCUACUUGUGUCCGAUACAACCUAUGUAUACCCUGUACCUUUCCGAUAGGCGGAUUUUUGCUCUUAACUUAUCUCACGCCUCGUUUUUUUUGCCGUUUCACGACGCUCGACGCAAAACGCAAAGAAGUUCGCGGCUGUCAAAGAAUAACGCCGGUCCGCCGUUACCCUGCAGCGCUGCGGCAACAGCAUUCGGCACCGUGAAAUUCGCUUCAUGUGUGGGCAUGGCUUGAUGGGGCGUAGGAGGUGAAGCGAAAAGCGGAAAUUUGUGCUAUGUGUUUUUUGCUUUCUAAAUGUGAAAUAUGGAGCAGGAGGGGAAAAAAGACAAGGCUGAAGAAUAUGAUGGCACUCAAAUCUCAAACAAAGAUCGACGAUGAUUUAACGUUCUGUGUUGAUCCGAUGUUUAUCGGGCCAAGAAGAUUGCGGGACUUCACCUGCUUUGAAGAUCUAGAGCUCUGUGUUUAGCGUGCGUGCUCUUAUAAACCUUCUCGCAUAGCCCAGCACCCAUCAAUUUCCAAGUUUAAACAAACACAACGGCACUUCCUAUUUGUCUUUUAAAACAUAUUCUGUCCUAUCGUCAGUGCACGUUAUCCCACAGCCACUAUGCCGGAUCCUAAUUGUCACUCUCCCAAUGACACAACACCUCUCCCGACUUCUUCAGUAUCGUUCAGCGAUACGAGUGAUUAUUCCCCAACGAGCUCUGUUACUUCAUCCGAAAUGAGGCUGUCAGAUCAGUUACCUUCUCCUAAAUUUGCCACGUCUCGCGGCUUCCCAUUACUACCACCAAGUCACCCCUUGCGCGCUCAACUAUGUACCCAGGUUGAAGGAGAAAUGAGCCCACCUAGAACACCUAAGGGACAUCCUAUAGAUCAACUGCCAAAUUCUUACUUUCCGUUCCCCCCCUCAAAAGCAAUAAAACACAGGAGUCAAGGUAUCGCCAAUCCAUAUGGUAGCGAUAACCCUUCGUAUCCGGUUGGUAUCACCUAUUUGCUUCGUAUACCUCGAAGGCUCCGUCCAUACCUCUUGGUCUCCUUCUGCCUCUUCAUUUUCGGAUUCAUCCUCGUGAACAGAGCAGUGUCAGUUUCUCAGGGCACACGCGCUGUUACUAUGCAAAAGCAUUUCAGCCACUCAACGCACAAAUACAUACCGAUUGACAGGCUAUAUGGAACCAAUGACGGAAGUUCAUACCUUUUAUCAAGUCAACGGGCAACAGAAGCAGGUAUCGCGGAGGUGAAUGCGCGAGCUAGAAAAAAGGAUGCCGAGCUUUUCAGGUUUGAGUCAAUGGAAGAAGAACUUGCUGCUUUGAUUUCAUUUGUCACUUCUACUACCUCAAAUGUCAUCCCUCAACUUGAUCCAUCGGUCCCAUUAGACCCCUCUGUUAUUCUCGACUUCGACCCUUCACACCCAAAUGCCCGAGACGACCUUCUUCUUUUGCAGGCGGAAAUUAAUGCUGUGUAUCCUCUGGUUCUUUUUGGGAGGAUGCGCGACCCUCAUCACAGGGCGAUCAAGCGCUUAUUAUCGGAAGUCAAAAUAACACCCGCCCCUCUUGUUAUCGAAGUCGAUCAGCGCAAGGAUCGCAAAGUCUUCAUACCAACUGUGGCAAGACUACUGGGGGAUGAACUUCCCGUCAUAACCCUACAAGGCAAGAGGCUGGGGGGUUAUAAGGAGAUAAUGGCAAUGCACGAGGCGGGUACCUUGAAUGACCGUCUCCAGAAAGAUGGAGCAGUACUGGUGAGAGAGAUAAAGAAAAAGAAGAAGGGAGCUAAGGAACAAGAGAGAAUGGAAAACGAAAGAGUCUUGGGACCGGCGCCAGUUGUAGAUGAUGAAUAAGUUAAGGAUUAAGAGAUAUUGCACGACUGACAACGAGUGUUUCUGGUCAUCUUAUGUGUGUAAUUAUAUAUAUUUUUUAUAUAUUGC